Messenger RNA from Populus trichocarpa (black cottonwood), 1894 nucleotides. RefSeq names its product putative F-box/LRR-repeat protein At3g28410. Gene Ontology annotation, molecular function: protein binding. The record is from RefSeq and is a predicted model, not a curated record. The coding region runs from base 107 to 1696 and encodes 529 amino acids. NCBI's taxonomy places the organism in Eukaryota, Viridiplantae, Streptophyta, Magnoliopsida, Malpighiales, Salicaceae. The transcript has a single exon.
GGGACUACUACCUUUUUAGGUUUUCUAGGGUUUGCCACAACUGUUUGUGUUAAUUUAUAAAGCCGCCUCACGUUUUAGAUCAGCACCCACAUUCUCUGAUUUCAAUAUGAACACAAGUUCUAUGGAUGCUGCUGAUCGGAUAUCCCAAUUGCCUGACCACAUCAAACAUCGAAUUUUCUCUUUUCUUUCAACACCAGAGGUGGUUCGUCUUAGUGUCUUGUCCAAGCCAUGGCAUCAGGUUUUCACUUCUUUUCCCAUAUCUGAGUUCUCCUGUCCCUCUUUUUUCACAAAAAAAUCUGACAGAAGUUACGAAUUCUGUAACUUUGUCUACAAAUCUUUGCUUCGACAAUGCCGACUAUACAGAAGCAUACCAAGAUUUCAGUUGUCUGUCAGUACCAGAGAUCUUUGUAGACCUUUUCCUUAUUGUAAAUUCAUCAAUCGGUGUAUAGAACUAAGUACACAGAAGGGUGUUAAGGAGCUUUCUAUCUACUUUUGUAUGCCUCUAUAUCACAGACUACCUGAAGCCAUGUUGUCUGUCAAAGAAUUGGUUGUUUGUAAGUUAGCUGGUUGUCUCCUCAAAGGCAACGUAAAUUGGCCUUCUCUGCGUGUGCUCUCUCUGAAAAAAGUUGAAAUUUGUGACCAAAGUAUUAUCGACAAUCUCAUCUUUACCUGCCCUUUCAUCGAGAAAUUGGCUCUAAUAGAAUGUAAUGGGUUAAGGUACCUUCACCUUUCAGGUUUAAGAAAACUCAAGAAAGUUAAGGUGAAAAGCCAAAUCUCUCCGCCUCUGGAGAAGAUUGAGAUUGACGUGGUUAGUCUUCAGACUUUCUCUUAUUCUGCAUCCUACAAGGAGAAGACAGAUAUUGAUCUGACCUCUUGCAAAAAUCUAGAGGUAUUUAAGUACAAGCAUGGUAUGAUUACAGAAGACCUGAUUCAAGGCCUUAAUUGUAAUUUCCCUGCCCUCAAAGUUUUGGUGUUGCACGGUUAUCGCCAUCACAUUCAGAGGAUUGAGAUUUCUAUCCCCCUGCUUGAGAAAUUAAACCUCUCUUUACCUGACUUGUCGGCAGAGGAAGCUAUCAUCAAUGCUCCAAGAUUACGGUCAUUCAAAUGUUACAUGGAAAACAUCCCGCCUUUGUUUUCUUUGAAUCAAACAAGUUUACAAGAAGUUGCUCUUAAAUUAUCUCUUGAUCUCAUCUAUUUUCAACAGCGUGAAAGUUUUCGCGAAGAUUUUAUGGAAAUUAUUGAAAGUUUCAACCAAAUCAAGCUUGUCACUCUGCGUUUUACCUACUAUUCCUCGUCUGUAAUCAACAAAAUAGUCAGCAAAGUCUCCAAUCCUGUUUUGCUUGAUAUCAGGCACUUGAAGCUGAAAACCUAUAUAGACGGCACGGAGAAAGUAAACGUCGCUCUUGUUGAUGACUUGUUUUGUAUUUGCCGUCCUGAAUCUUUAUUACUUGUGUCUGGCUGUGGAGGAAACGAUGCGUUCAUGAAGAUUCUUUGCAAGAAACUAGUGCGCAGAGUGAAACAUAAAAAUUAUUCUGCAGCUGCCCAUGUCAAAUGUUGGCAGCGUGACUUAAAAGGCGUCAAGAUCGAGCAUUUUGGAAGAAAUGGAUAUAAGAAGGUUGUUACAUGUCAUGCUUUCUUAGAUUCAUUCCAAAUUCUGGAACCGAAGCAGAAGAUUCGUUUUGUAUUCGAAUGGUGAUUUAAGUUGGAGUGUUAGUUUAUAUAUAUAUAUUUCCUUGAACAAAUUCUCUUAGAAAACAGUUGAACCUAGGCAGGAUUCAGCUGCAGCAGACCUUCGAGUUUGUGUUGAACAAGUUUUUUCCGGUUUGGGAUUUUUAUGUUUAAUAAUUUGAUAUUUUAUUCUGUUGAGUGUGAUAUGUUACUGUUAAUUUCUGAA